This is a messenger RNA of Pelobates cultripes (western spadefoot toad), 19780 nucleotides long. Lineage: Eukaryota; Metazoa; Chordata; Amphibia; Anura; Pelobatidae. The record is from the annotation of a GenBank genome assembly.
CUUGCACUUGGUAUGUGUGCAGCCCAGGCUGAGCAGAGAAGCAGUGAGUUCGCAGGGGCUGCAGCUGGGUCUGCACUCUGCACGCUCGCUCUGUGGUUCACAUGGCAACCGAGAUGAACAAAUAAACAUCAAGUUAUCAUCAACUUAUCAUCAACUUUACUGCAAGACCUCUCUGACCUGCAGAGCACACUGUCAGCAAUCCACCUCACUGGCUGCGUUUUGUUCCCAGCCCUGGAUUCUACUGAUACAUUUAUUGUGGGUCAUUUCCCUGGGAGAACAUAGACUAUUUCUAUUAUUGCACUUUUUAAAAUAUUUCAUUAUUUGAGUUAUUUUUCUUUUCUUUUUUUGGACUGUUAUUAGCUUGAUGGAGUGAUGGGUUGUUCUAGCAGCACUCAGACCCACGGGCAGGGGGCUAACAAACCUUCUGCAAAGUCAGUGGAGACCAAUGGGCCCAAGAAGAGUGGUAAGUGCUCCCAGUAGCAGGGAUUCCUGAGUGUUCCAUUGGAAUCUUGCGUUUGCUGUGAGUGUGACACUGAUAAAAUGACGGUAAUCUAGCUGUUGUGGACGGCCAGUCUCAUGAUGCUCAGCCAUCCUAUUGUCUUAGGUAUUUAAGCGCUGACUUAGAGCAGAUGUGCCCAGAGCUCAGUGAUACUUCCACGAUACAUUUAGCUUGUGAUCUCUAAGUAUCCAGCCAUGUUUGGCACUUCAGCUGUAAAGGACUCCUACUCCUUUACGCUGAGCCAUGUGUAUUGCUUGAUGUCAAUCCAGAUUGUUAUUCCCACAUGUUCUUUGCUGACAGAUAAUUGAAUUUAGUAAUCAAUGAUAAGACACUGGUGAUGCUGCUCAUUUUUAUAAAGUUGAGUCCAGUCCCCAUAUGGGGAGCAAUUUAAAUAAAAUAUUUUAUAUUUAGAUACAUAUGUGGUUAAAAAGAAUCCAAUGUCACUGUGCAGUUAACAGCCAUGAUGGCAGUCAGAAAGGUCACAUUCUUUGUAGCUGGUGGGGGGUCUGGUAAUGUAUGCUUUCUGAUUGAUUUUUGACACUGCAAUACAGGUUUACUCAACAGAUUUCUCAAAUACCAGGUCUGCCAAAUACAGUGGAUACUACUGUAAGCUUUCAUCACUUUAGUUUCAUAUGAAGAAACACAUACUGUACUUGUUUCUCUUUAUAUUCCCACAAAUGUCAUAUUUACAGAUUUUAUUAAUAUAUUGUUUUUUUGUUUUUUUUAGCAAAUUUAUUUUUUAAUUUAUUUAUAAAAUUAUUUUACCAGGAUGGAUAAAUUGAGAUUUCUCUUGUUUUCAAGUAUGUCCUGAGUCCACAAAACAUUGCAUUGUUACAAUAGGAUACAACUGAUAUUAUUGUUUAAAAAGAUCCAACAACAGUUCUAUAAACCAAUAGACAAGUAGUAUCAAACAUUUCAUGAAAUAUGUCGGGGCAGAUCUCUUGAAAUUUCAAAGGCUAAAAUCUGGCAGGUUUGAUGGAACCAAAUGCCCUUUAUUUGUAAGACAUUAAUGAUGUUAAAUCAUUAAACGAGUAUUGGAUAGGACGCCAGAUUGGUUUAUUCUUCCUAGAUUGUAAGCUCUUUGGGCCUUCUUCGCCUCUUGUAUGUGACUGCAUUAUUUUUCCUGUUAUUGACUUGUUAACCCAACUGCAUAAUUGUAAAUCUUUAAUGAAAAUGCCAGUGCUCUGUAAUACCAAAAAAUAAACAGUGAGUCUGGAUCUAGAAAAAAAUCUUAAUUUUAAGUGAGUUGAAAAUCACAUUUCUAAUCUAUUUUCACCUCCAUUUUAUCAACUGGUUUGUACUCUCACUAAAGCCCACUGUUCAGUGAACAAAUCAAUACAUCAGUGGCUGACCAGGCAUAGGAUCCUUGCAAUCUAAUGCAGAAACAAAUCUAAAACACACAUUUGAGUGAGAUGUAUGUAACAUUUAUUAACAAAUAGUUUUAAUAUUAGACAGCAGUUCCAGGUCUGACAUUAAAUGUGUUAAAACAUAGAAUAAAACCUUAAGUUGUCUGUCUUGUUUCCACAAUGUAAUUUAGGGGAUAUAUAUAUAGGGGGUAUAUUCACUAAUCCAGUAAUUGUGAUGAAUUGACAAGGGAAUUGAAAAAACACUAGCUAAUAAAAAACAAAUACGAAAAUGAGUUGCAGAAAGUUUCCAUUUUCACUAAAAGCCUAAUAUUCUGUACAAUUUCCAGCUGAGCGAAUACAUUCUACAAUUUUAAAGCUUGCUUAAAUAGUGCUGCCUUCCUAGAAGCUAGACAUGCAGCUACUACACUUUAACCCUUUCCCCUUGACUGUCCCACAGGGUGGGACAUUUUCAUUUUCUCAUUCCCACCAGGUGCGACAUCUGAGUAGCAUACAAGUUUGAUGAUCGUACGGCUCACCCAGAGGGACAUAAUGUUAUCUGAUAAAGACUUGGAAAAAAAACACACCCACAAAUGAUUUCUAUAAAUACAUUUGGCAAAUUUGGUGAACGACACUGAAAUUCUAUCCGAGUGGAAACGGUUAAGGCAGGGGUGCCCAGAACGUAGAUCCCCAGAUGUUGUAGAACUACAACUCCCAUGAUCAUUUGCAUGCCUUUAGAAUGCCUUUAGUAUGACCAAGCAUCAUGGAAGUUGUAGUUCUAAAACAUCUGGGAAUCUAGCUUAUUGGCACCCCUGCUUUAAGGUAUCACAUAGGAAAAUCGAUCAUCAUGGUUAAAGUGGCCCUUUUUUUUCAUCUCCUUUUAAAAAAAAAAAAAUUUGGUCCCCCUUUAUAAUACCAUAUGUUUUGGGGUUGCUGUUUUUUUUUGUUUGCUCAUUGAAGUCCUUAGUUUGCACCGUGCAUGCUUGAAACACUUAUUUUGCUCAUGCCCGUUGAUCGGUUGUUAGAAGAACAGUGAGGAUGGAUAUAGACUUAGCAGGACAAAAAUAAGUUUAAUAAAGUUCUCCUGAACAAAUGGAGCGUGCUGGGGGCUUUUGUAAUGUAUCGUCAUGGAUUGAAGAACGAUAAAACUGACAGGGCUGCUGUAGAUACAUCUAAUUUUAGUUCCAAAUCAUUGCAUAUAUCAUGUACAUAUAACAAUUCAUAUACAAGACAUCUGUGUUACGUGUGAAGCUUGUGGUGAAAACUAGUCGGGAAUAAUAGUUAAUCUAUUAAUUGUAGCAGGUUGUAAAGUUAAUGUGCAGCUAAAUCACUGGACCUAUAAAGGAAAGCUAUGUUUGUUUUUGAAGGGGGGAAAUGAACAGCACUGUUAAUCAGGGAGAAUUUAUAGACCUUGUUAAAGCUGUAUAUAUCUAACACGAGAGCCCUGCACUGUCACUAAACUGGGUAAUGUGGAGAAUUAACAAGUAAAUACUAAAUUCUUGGCAAGACAAAUAGCCUAAUUGGAAAAAAUAUCUUACUUGGCAACUUUUCCACCUACGUUACCUUGGCCUACAAAUUUCGGUUCCUUUGUCAAACGUACAUAGUUCCUACUUAUGCGAAUAAAGAUCUAAGGUUCUCCUAGACCUGAUUAUGGCAGACACAUGAUAUAGAAUUUAGAAAAUGUAACACAUGUCUUGAUAUAAUCAAGAUGUAUUUAGUUAUGUAAAGUCCACGUGUUCUCACUAAAAUGAUUUAGUGUCACUUCAUUGUAUUGUGGGCAUAAUGUAUUAAUAGCACAUUGUAUACAUAAAAUUGUUUCAUAUAUAAUAUCAACCUUCUUGGACUUUAUUAUAAUGUAGCAUAGUAACAACUACCUAUGUGUUUGAGAGAUUCAUAGUAACUUUUUGUGUCCAGUGCCCUUAUCCCAUCACAGACUUGAGAUAAGUUGGAACUCUGUGUUGUUGUACUAUAAAACAUGGCAUACUAGCAUGACACAUGUCAUUGUAUUUAGUCACAGUAAAGUCUUUGAAAAACCAAGAAAACUUAUUUUAAGAAAACCUUAAAAAUAUAAAGUUUUAAGAAACACUAUAGGGUUAGAAUUACAAACCUGCAUUCAUAAUGUUAUCGUGUCUCUGUCCCUAGAUCUCUAUAGGUACCUCCCUUCCGCAAUAAACAUUGCUCACCUCUCCGCCUCGUGCGACAACAUAGAUGAGACAUGGCCUCCUUCACAGUGGUAAAAUCCAGAGUUCCUCCUUCAAAUGUCCCCAUAGGACUUAUACUCGGUCAAUGCAGCGGAAGCACCUCUAGUGGCUGUCAAUAAAAAAAACUGCAGUGUUUUACAUUACGGGGUUAAAAGGACUGUAUCACUGCACCCAGACCUCUUCAUUGAGAUGAAGUGGUUUGGGUGACUAUAGUGCUCUUGUUUAAAAAAAUAAAAAAAUAAAUUUUAAAAAUUUAAAAAAAUUCUUAGGGGUUCAUUUUUUUCUUCUCAGAAUUUUACAACAUUAGCCAACCUUUUCUGUCCCUCUCUCCUAACUUUCAUUGUUUGAAUGGACAGCCACAGAAAGUCUGGAUGGGGUUAGAAGUGGAGAGCUUGCAAAGGCUGCAGACUCUUGAACUGCAGGUUUUGCAAGCUGUGUUUGGAUAUACCCACAAUGAAAAAAAUGCAUAAUUAAAUGCAUGCAAGUUUUCAUUUGGAGUAUGUCUACUAAACAGUGAUUUCUAUUUGUUUUUAAUUUGGUCAGUGGAGUGUCCCUUUAAGUGAUACUGAAAACAGUGCAAAUAUGCAGAAAUUGUUACGAUUUGAGAGUUUGGAAAGAGUUCACCGCACAUGCUUCAGGGCCCGGGAAUUUUCAGCACACAGUAUUGUUUUUAUAAUUUUUAUUGUGCAUAUUUUCAAUACAUUAUCCAUACAGUGUGUUAAAACGGAAUGACUUGUUAAAAUUGUGUUUAAGAAAUGGAUGAAGUUCAGCCCAGAGUUUCCUUUUAAAAAUAAACUGUCUCCUCUAGUACUCAUGGGAUUAAAAUGAUGAUAUCAACACAUUAAAUUAUUUAAAAGUCUGCUGAAAGUUUUUAAAUAUUUAGGUUAUACUGUCACUGAACUUGUGUUAUGCAGUCUUGGCAAUACAUAGGUAAUUAUACAGUUAGAUCCGGAAAUAUUUGGACACUGGCACAAUUUUCAAUUCUGUAUGCCACCACAAUGAAUUUGAAAUGAAACAACCGAGAUGCAAUUGAAGUGCAGACUUUCAGCUUUAAUUCAAGGGGUUGAACAAAAAAAUACUUUGAAACUUUUAGGAAUUGCAACCAUUUUCAUACGCAGUCCACUUAUUUGAGGAACUCAAAUGUAAUUGGAGAAAUUAACACAAUCAUAUUUGUCGAGAAUCCUUUGCCGACAAUGACUGCUUGAUGUCUGGAACACAAGGACAUCACAAAUGCUGUGUUUCCUCCUUUGUGAGGCUUUGCCAGGCCUUUACUUCAGUUACCCCCAGUUGAUGUUUGUUCAUGGGUUUUUCUGCCUUAAAGGAAUACAGUAUUAUAGGGUCAGGAACACAAACGUAUUCCUAACCCUAUAGUGGUAAAAUCACUAUCUAGUACCCCCGGCACUCAUAAAUAUAGUAAAAUCUUACCAUUAUAGCAGUCUGCUGGUGCCGGCUGUGCCCCUAAUCUGCCUGCUUGACUGACAUCAUCAGAAAUUAUUAUCUCAGUGUAUUACCCAGUGAAUUCAAAGGAAAGCAUUGGAUUGGCUGAGAUUGAACUCCUGGGUUCCUUUCGCAGUAUGUUUUAGAUCAUUGUCCAUCUUUAAAGUGAAGCACCAUCCAAGCAACUUCACUGACUUUGGAUGAAUCUUAGUAGGCAAUAUAUCCCUAUACAUGUCAGAAUUCAUUCAGCUGCCUCUGUCUUCUGUCACAUCAUCAAUGAGCACUAGUGACCCAGUGCCAGGGCAAAAAUUCUAAGAACUAAGAAAUCUCCAUUAAAAGCGAUGGAAUGAGAUGAAAUGGAGUUGUUAAAUAUAGUGGCACAAAGGUACAGAAACUAUUCAUUUUGAAUUUCAUGGUCAGUUCCUGACAAUUACCAUUUUAGUAAAUAGCUCUGUAUGAAAAUAUCUGUCUACAUGUGUACAACCUACCAUUUCAUGCUGGAAGGGACACCCAGUUUCUUCAUGGAACACUCCAAACCACUAAAGCACUUCAGCUUGCAAGUGCUUUUGGGUUAAACAGUGUCCCAUGUUCUCACUUUAUACAAGAACCAAUUUCAAGAGACAUAUCGUGUCUGGGUCGCACCCUCUUGGCUGACAAUCAGACAUUCGGGAAGGUACUCUUCCUGAUUACUUUGUAAUAUCCAAACCCCAGGAUCAGGCAAGAAGUCAAUACAACAUAUUUAUGAGAAGCAUUGCAGGGAGGCAUAGGGAGGAUGCCACACAUACACCCUCUGUCAGGGAUCGACAAAUCCCAGAUGGCAGGCUGCCAUGGCAACUAGAAUUUUUUGCACUGGUGCCCGGGAUUUGUCAACCCUAACAGCAUAGGCGGCCGCCUGGAGGGCAUUGGAGACGGGUGGUAAACUGACAGAACACCGCCGAGGCGGCGAUGAAGCAAGGAAGUAGCCAGUGAGGAAUACAGUAGGCAGCAAAGUAGCAAUAAUUUUCCAGCAGUUCCUCUCUGCUUCCUCGCACACUGUAUAGGGAUGCCGGGAGCUGGAAUAUGAUGUCACUCUGGCCCCAGCAUCACUACAGAGUGCGCACCAGAGAGCAGAGAGGCACUGCAGGAAGAUGAUCAGAGGAGCCCCACUGGACCCCAGGGAAAGAUAAACAAAGCUCUCCCAAAGGUUGGGAGGCUGGGUGGAUUUAAAUUAAAAUAAAAUAAAAAACAAUUUGUGACAAAGUGUGUGUGUGUGUGUGUGUGUCAGUGUCAGUGUAUGUGUCUAUCAGUGUGUGUGUGACUGUCAGUAUCAGUGUAUCUCAGUGUGUGUGUGUGUCUUUCAGUAUCAGUGUGUGUAUCUGUCAGUGUCAGUGUGCGUGUCUAUGUCAGUAUGUGUCUGUCAGUGUGUGUGUGUUUCUGUCAGUAUCAAUAUGUGUGUAUCAGUGUGUGUCUGUCAGUAUCAGUGUGUGUGUUUAUCAAUGAAUGUAUCCUUUUAGGUUAAUGACCCCCUCCAUUCACAUGGGAAAGUGUUUUUAACCACGUGCCAGUCUCUUCUUGAUGAUCUCCGCUAAACCAAUGUUUUGGAGGUUAUUGCGCAUUCGCUGCACCAAUCAGCAUCUCAUCACAAAGAUGCAUUGACUCAAUGCAUCUCUAUGGGGAACAUUCAGAGCCUCCAUGUAGAACGUGGAGACACUGAAUGCAGGUAUAAAGCAGAGUGGAACUGUGGCAUUACCCACUCACAGCUGGAUUAAAGGUAAAUUAAUUAAUUCUUUUAGAGUGCAAUAUGUGGGAACCAAUGAUCUAAAUACACAUUUAAACACUCCAGGCAAAUUAAAGAAAGAAAAGCAUCAGCAGAGAGCCUGUCCUAGACAAGGAAUACUCUCACUGUGAUCUAUUAGUCUAUGCCAUAACCCACUGUCCUUUCUACAUCUAAUGAGUGGAAUUGCAGAAUAAGCUGAUACCAGCUUAUAAAACUGUAAAUGUGGAAGUGCAUGGCCCAAGCCACUGACCACUGAUCUGUACAUGUAGUUCAGGCUUCCUCAGGGAUUCAAACAUAGGCGGUAGUGACCUGCACAGCAUACGCACACCAUCCAGAUAUUGCACAGUCACAAGACAAUGCAAAGAUUCCUUCUUUGUUAUCACAGAGAAAAUACUUCUAUAAGCAACUGAAUGGAGAGAGACAGGGGUAGGGGGUAGCUUAGUAUCGUAACCAAUGGAUAGGUUAUUAUGGCACUUGGAGUGUCUCUCUAAAAAAUAUAUUUUAUCACCAUGAAAACACCCAACUAGAUUCAUCAAGUUCAACUAGCAACAUAAAGUAAGAUACUCAAAAUGUGGGAAACAGUAUUUAAAGGACACUCCAGACUCCUAAAGCAUGCUAGCUUGCUGAAGUUCUUUAUGUUUGAAGAGCAUGUCCUCUUUUUCCAUUUUUACAAAAAGUGCAGAUUUUAAUCGAAAUUGGCACUUUUAUAAAUGGACCUUGUUACACCCCACUAGUUGUCAGUCAGACAACAGGUCCUGUUACUUCCUGGUUUGGAGAUAAACUUAAGAGCAGAGGCGUAACUAGAAACCACGGGGCCCCUGGUGCGAAAAUUGCCCUACAUGUAGACACACACAUACACACACAGUCACAGACAAACACAUACAUACAAACACACCCACAUACAUAUAGACACACAGACACAUACAUUCAAACACACACACACAGAGACUCAUACAUACAGACACACACAUAUACACACACACAUAUACAUACAUACAGACACACACAUGCAUACAGACACACGUACAUACAAAUACACACAAAGACACAUACAUACAGACAUACAAACAAACACACACACACAUACAUACAGACACACAUACACACAGAGACACAUAUACACAGAGACACAUACAUACACAGACACACACACACACACACAGAGAUAUGUGCUAAAUGUCACCCCCCUGUUCCCUACCUUUUAGGUGCAGGAUGGUUACUUUCCCUGUGGUCCAGUGCAGUGGCGUACACAUGACCCAUGGGGCCCCGGUGCGAAAAUUGAUCCGUGGGCCCCCCCCCCGGCGCACGGGCCGGGCCGCAACACAUGGCGGUGGGCACCUGGUCGCAGGGGUUACAGGGCUGCGACCCCUGCGACCGCGGUAUGUACACCAGUGCAUGCAGAUGCACACACACUUAAAGGACCACUCUAGGCACCCAGACCACUUCAGCUUAAUGAAGUGGUCUGGGUGCCAGGUCCAGCUAGGGUAACCCAUUUUUUCAUAAACAUAGCAGUUUCAGAAGAGGCUGGCCCUGUGGGUACAUACCGGGUCGCAGGGGCGGCCGGGCCCCCUGGUGUGCCGGGCCCGGUCGCAGCCGCGACCCCUGCGACCCUGGUAUGUACGCCACUGGUCCAGUGGCUCAGGCUGAUGGGAAUCAGAGUUCCCACUCUGACUCCCUCCUUUCUUUCUCCUGUGUGGGCUCUGUGAUUGAAGGGAGGAAGUGACCUGGGCAGUCACGUCCUCCCUGCACUCUGAUGUCAUCAAAGCUGGCCAUCCUUGGUAAAACUUUUCAUUGAGUUGCAUUGGGAAGUCUGUUACUGAACAACCACAGAAGGUUUGGGCUGUGGAAAAAGUUGAGGUCUUGCAAAGGCUGCAGACAAGGUACCUGCAGCUUUUACCUGCUGAUUUUAGCUUAACCCCCAAAUAAAUACACCCCAGUUUGUUUUCAUUUGGGGUGUAUCUACUAAAUAGUGAUUAUUAUAUUUUUGUAUUUGGGCAGUGGAGUAUCCCUUUAAUAUUGCUUAGAAAAUCACCCUUACACAACAUGUAAAGUAAGUGAGAGACAUGACACCAUUGGUAAACCAACAAUGAAAGUGUUCAUGUUUGAAAUAAUUAAACAGUAAAUCACCAUGGAAUGAUCACAUUGCAGGCUGGGUAGGGUAGAGCGUAACAUGAUGUAGCUGCCUCUGCCUUGGUUAUAAAGAUAAUUCUUCAGAAACACAUUUACAGGGUUAUUCAAUAAAGUGAGGAUUGUUGGAAAGUCAAAGUGAAUUCAAAGUAAAUUUCAAAAUUCAGGUUAAAAUAAAAAAUCUCUGUCAGCUAUGCCUCUCAUUCAGCUACUUUGCUUUUAAAUUUGAUAUUCUCUUUGAAUUCCCAACAAUUCUCACAUUAGUAAAAAAAAUAUUGGGGGCAUUAGUCCCAAAGUGAAUAACACACCAGGAUGUUUCAGCUUCAGUGUGAGAAGGCUUGAGGGAUAGUGUGGAUAGUCAGAGUUGACUUAAAGUUUCCUCCACAUUUCCCAUGACGUUUUAUUUUUUAUUCUCCUGAUUAGUGCAAGCACUUGGCCUAGGGACAUAUUUAGGUUUCUACCCUGCAUCCUGAAACAUAUGCUUCUCAUGCCACCAUUUUACCUCAUAACAGCCUUGUAUAUUUCUGGAAUCCCGAAGGACACAUGGAAUGGUCAGACAGGCGCAUUGUAAUACCCUAAGGGAACAGUUAUUUUAAUAUAUUAAAACAUGAAGAAGCCUUCUAAAUAAAUAAAUACAUAAAUAAUACUGUGCAAAAUUAGCUGCAACCCCAAAUGUGGGAACAUAUAGAUGUACGUUUAUGCAAACUGUGGGAACAUAUAGAUGUAAGUCUUGUUGAUCUACCAGACCCCAGCAGGUCAGGGCCUCCAAAUCUGAAAAUGCUGAUCACAUUUCAUUAAGGAGAACUAGCACUUCUAACAACAUUCCAUGAGAUGGUUGAGAGAGUUAAUGAAAUUCGCAUGAAAUGCAACGGAAAACAUCAGAAGAAACGUGGACAAAAAUAUUUCCUCCCAUGUAAAAGGGUUUAUUUGAAAAAAAUGUUUGUGAAUUUACCUUAGUGUUUCUUAUUUAUAUGUCACUAUGUUUGUCACCAAAUGAUGGGCAAACAAAAGAAUACUCCUAGGAAGACAGCAUUAAUCCCCAGAUACCUAUACUUCCAGAACCGUAAACAAUGUAACAACCGAGAAGGACCAUCACAUCUUGCCAUGAUUCAGACAGCUUAAUUGUAUGUUAGCAAAAAUACUUAUGACUGUUUGCAGCUAUAAUGGGUUAUGCUUCAUCAUUUUCAGGCUUGUUUAAAGGGGCAAUAUAAGCACCAUAACCACUACAGUCUGAUGUACUGUUUUAUAGUGACAGGAGUCCACUGGCACCGUCCUACGGUAAGGACUGCAACCUUUUUUGAAUGGUUUGACACUUACCUGGUCCUUUAAGUGCCCAUGACCCUUACAAUCACAUCAAUUCUGUCUCCUUGGACUUAAAUACAAGCUUUUAAAGUCCUAGUCCGAUUUCAAGGUCCUACGAUUUUGAAGAUAUGUAUACAUUUGGUUGAUAAUGUUAGCUGAAACUGUAGUGGUUAUGGUGUUUAGACUUCCCCUUUAAGCCAUCUGCUCCAAUUAAAUUUGUUUACAUAAAGGGAGCUUUUGGAUGGCAACUAUGGAUUGCAACUAUAGAUGGUGACGGUAGGCUGAGAUAGCUGAGGACAGAUUAGCCCAGGGUUCUCGUCCUGUGAUAGAGUAGCUGAGCUGUAUGUGCCAGGAGUCUAUAGUUUAUGCCAAAUAGUUCAAACCAAUUGAAAUAAAUCAGAUGGUCAGAAUGCACCAUAACCACUAGAAUGAGCUUUAGUUAUGAUUGGUUACCUUACUUUGAGAGCCAUUUUAACUAUUAAUUACAGAGAACUGACAAACGACUUGCAAAAAGUAGGCCACGGUAGCUAAUACUUCUAUAGUUCAACUAUUUUUCCACCUCAUCUAUUUUUCUAUAAAAGUUUCAGUUCCCUUGUCAGCUUUCCACAGUUCCUGAAUUAGUGUAAAAGACACAGUGACACUGACAUACUUUUUUUUUUUUUUCUUACAAAUUCCCUGAUUCCCACUACUCAAAUUAGCAAAAAGGUGAUCUAUUUUUUUUUUUAAUUAAAACAUAAUUCAUUUUUCCAAUUUAGUAGCUGUUAAAGAAAUUCCUUUUAGUGUCUGUUUAAUAAAUUACUUGAUUUUGAUUGUACAAACUUUAAUGUAGCCAGUGUAGCAAAAAAUAACUAUUAACUAAUGUUGGAGAAAAGGCAAUGUGUAUAUAGUAUUUUCUUCAUUGUUGUAUGAUUUACUCAACAACAGAUAUUGCAUCAAUUAAAAAAAGAUACCAAAAAUAUAUCCAAGUUGUUAUGUUGCCAAACGAGGACUGAAACUCUAUAAGGAAGCUAAUUAGUCUAAUGACUUGUAACACGGGAAUGUCUGUUUCGGCAUCAGUAGAUUAAUUGCCUACAUUGUGUACGAGCUUGGAACUCAUUAGAUAGCCAGGCUUAUUAUUCUAGAAAUCCAGGUUUAUGAAAGUUUUAAAAAAAAAUUAUUUUAUUUUUAUAAAGAUGCUACCUUUUUUUUCUUCUUAGUUAAUUUCCGAAAGAGAAAAGGCUGAGUUGAUUCUGUGUAUUUGGACUUAACCCAACAACUCUGAUGUUUGAACAAGUAAUAUAGAAAUUACAUUAACCAUCUGAGCGUUCUCUCUGGUACUUAAAGGGACACUCCACUGCCCAAAUAAGUUUAAUACAUGAAAAUCACUGUUAAACAUACCCAUACCUUUCGCUAUGUACUUUUUCAUUGUUGGUAUUUCUAAAAACAGCUGCCCAAAUAAGUUUAAUACAUGAAAAUCACUGUUAAACAUACCCAUACCUUUCGCUAUGUACUUUUUCAUUGUUGGUAUUUCUAAAAACAGCUGCCCAAAUAAGUUUAAUACAUGAAAAUCACUGUUAAACAUACCCAUACCUUUCGCUAUGUACUUUUUCAUUGUUGGUAUUUCUAAAAACAGCCUAGAAAAGCUGCAGAUCUCUUAUCUGCAGCCUUUGUUAGCCCUCCUCUUCUAACCCCGCCCAGACUUUCUGUGGCUGUCCAAUCAUAGACUCCCCAAUGGAACUCAAUGAGAAGUCUUUGCAAGGCAGGAACGUUGGACAAUUGCUGCCUCUUGAGUUUAGCUCCACUGAGCUAACCAAACCAGGACGUAACAGGACUGUUUGUAUGAAUGACAGUAAGGGGAGUGUAACAAGGUUAAUUUAUGAUAGUCCCUAUUUCUAUUGAAAUCUACAUGUUUUGUGAAAUGGAAUUUAAAAAAAGGAUACACUCUUAACACAUGAAGCACUUCAGCAGGCUGUAGUGCUUUAGGGGUCUGGAGUGUCCCUUGAAGACAUGGUCCCCAACUGUGCAUAUAUGAGUAUAGGGGCUGUAAUAUAUGUGUAUUUGUAUUGAGGUUGUAGUGUGUGUGUGUACGUGUUUAUAAGGGCUGUAAUAUAUGUGUAUUUGUAUUGAGGUUGUAGUGUGUGUGUGUACGUGUUUAUAAGGGCUGUAAUAUAUGUGUAUUUGUAUUGAGGUUGUAGUGUGUGUGUGUACGUGUUUAUAAGGGCUGUAAUGUGUGGGUGUACAUGGACUGUAGCGUGCAAGUAUGGGCUCUAGUAUAUGUGUGUGUAUGUGUAGGGGCUGUGGUUUAUGUAUGUACAGAGGCUGAUGUGUGUAUAGGGGCGUGUUGUCUAUAUAUAUAUAUAUAUAUAUAUAUAUACAUAUAUACACACAGUAUAUAUACUCACUUCUUUUUCAGUGAGCUCAUAGAAGCAAAGCAUUUGGUCUGCGCAUGCUGGAGGUGCAGACCAUGUGCUCCCUGUAACCUUUUUGCUGGUUUGUACAAUGAGCAAGCGAGGGAGAUCUUUCAUCUCCUUACCGGAUUAUGAAGAAAAUCCAUAGUAGGAGUGUCUAAUGAGAAGGUUAUAAAGAUGAGAAUCCCAAAAUGUAAAGGAAAAAAAGCCCAACACUCUUUCUUAGAAGGAAAAACAUGGAAAAACUAACUAUACAUUUGUUAGCAACUUGGAUAGCACAAUGUGUAGAUUAAAGUGAAUAUCCAAUAAAGAGACACCAAGUGAUGAACAGUGUACACAGUGUAGAUGUGUUAAUGAAUUGUACAUUCACAAAAUGUCAGUUAUUGGAAUUUAAAAAUUUAGGACAAAUUCACUUUGCAUUCCCAACAAAUCACACUGUUUGUGUUGGCGCAAUGUACUGGCUCACAUCUCUUUUCUGUUGUGUGUGAUGUUGAGGACUCGGAUUUGACAUAAAGUGGAGCGAGACUAAAACAUUCAACAUGCCUAGUUGUUACUCAGCACCGGGAAACUGGUGGUGUUCAAACAAAAUAUUAUUAAACAAUGUGAUGUGAUCCUUAACAAAUCCAUAUUUUAAUACCUUAUGCCGCAUUUGACCUAGCAAAGCUGGCAAAACAUUGCACUCAGAGAGUUAAAGGGUUACUCCGAGCAACAUGACCAUUUCAUUGAUUUGAAGUGGUCAUGGUGCUUGGAGUCUGUAUGUGCAGCGUUGCGCUAUAAAAUGAUUUUAACACUUUGGCUUCCAGAGGGGUAACUGUUCCUCCAGCAGAGUCAUUGGGGGACAGAGUUCCUGGCUGGCUAAUUUCAGUUCUGUUAAAAUUUUCAUGCACUGGCUGCCAUUAAUUGGCUGAAAGCGGUCAGCUGACGCUCUCAAACAAUGAAUGGUGACUGGAUCGGCUUCUGCAGCUCUUCACAGUGCUGAAAGCAGCAGCAGACUGUAGUAGUUAUUAUGCAUGGAGUAACCCUUUAAGGAUUAAGGGUAAAUGGCAAUGCAUGCAUGGAGCAUAUUGGAUACUAGUGGGAUCUCUGGCAUAUAUAUUCAUAUAUGAAUGUUCUUAUAAUGUUCAGUUAGCUAUAAGGUGUUUUGUGAACUCCAUUCACCUUGUGUCUGGCUUUCAAACAUGGCAAAUGUAUUUCUCAAACAAGUAUUUAGGCAAAACAGUAGCAAAAUGCUUCAUGCUAACGGCCUUUCUAUUGGUUUCAUGGUGAUUAAUGCUUAUUUAGAUCUUUGCCCAAGAAUAACGUACCUCCCAAGCUAAGGAGAGACAAUCCCUAAUUUGGGCCAAAAUCCCUCCGUUCCACUAUUCUAUCCCAAUGUCCCUCUUUUGUAAGAACUCCAUACUGUUGCUGUGUCUGAGUGUAUAACGAAGCUGCACACAAUAAUACUCUCAGUAAUGUGUCUUUAAAGAAACACUGUGGGGUCAGGAACACAAACCCUAUAGUGUUAAAACCACCAUUUAGAUGACUUGCAACCACUUAUCCCCCUUAAAAGAAAGGAAAACUUACCUUAUUUCCAGCGCAGUGCGGGUCUGCCGCCACUGGCCCCGCCCCUGAUCUGCCUCCUUGCUGACAUCAUCAGAAUGAUUUUGAAUCUAUGCAUCUCAAUGAGGAAAGUUCUGCGUCUUUAGGCACUGCCCCAGGUAGCACCUCCAGUGGCCAUUUGAGGAGUAACCACUGGAGGUGUCCCUAGGGGGCAAUGAAAAGACAGUGUUUACAUGAAAAUGCCUGCACGGAAUGAUUAAACUAAUUAAGCUGUAGUUGUUCUGGUGACUAUAAUGUCUCUUUAAACUACAAUAAAUGUGUUUAGAAAUCAGUCUGUGUAAAUAAUAUACACCGUUCUUGUUUAAAAUUACAGUUUAGUUAUAUAAAUUGUAUUUGCAACUCACUUCAUAUUUCUUAGAACAGCCUGGCCACACACACACUCACAUCUUUAAAAUGAAAUUGUCCCUCUUUGUCCAUUUGAAAUGUUAUGGAAUAGCCCUGAUAACGCUUCCCCAUCAUGUUAAACAUUGACGAAACCUUGAUCGGUGAGCAAAAUUUCAGCCUUGUUAAACAAGUUCUUUAUCUAUUCACAAUGAUCCUAUUGUUGUGGUGGAAAUGGAACAUUUACAAAAUGCUGAAAUUGAUGUCUAAUGAAACGUCUCAAGGUAUAAUUAAAAUGGAAAACAAUGGCUAAGUACAGAACCAAAAAAAAUUGAAUUGAAAAAAAUAUAUCUGACUCAGCUGUUAAGCCAGUUUGUCAGUGGUGGCCUGCAGGUUACAAUUCGCUUGUUUGUACUGCUAUUCACAUGUUUGUGAACAAACGCCCAAUUAGUGCAAGUGGUUAGAGCAAGGAAAGAGGCAUGUACCAACGCUAACGUCACACAUAUUACAAGGUAAGACUCCACAUUGAUAUAACAGUGACCAGAACCACUACAGCUUAAUUAGUAUAAUCAUUCCGUGCUGGCAUUUUCAUGUGAACAUGGCCUUUGUCAAUUAUUCUAAGCACCAUGACCAUUUGAGUGAUUGAAGUGGUCAUGGUGGCUUGGGUCUUUAUGUACAACGUUUAACUUUAAAACAUUGCACAUACAGAGUUUAACCACUUAGCAUGCCAGGUGUAACUCACAAGAGUGUCAUCAGCCAUCCCAGAACUAUCCGAAACUAGAUUUCUGGGCUGGCUAAUGUCAAACUUUUGUUGCACAGAACGCCAGUUAUUGGCCUUGAGCGGUCAGCUGACGCUCUCAGCCAAUGAAUGAUGACCUCCGUGGCUACCAGGCUGUAAUGGUAUUGAUGCUUAGAGUACCAUUUAAAAACUUCUUGUACCUUCUGUGGGUGAUUUUAAAAUACGCUCAGCGGUUUUAUUAAAUGAUAAAAUGUUUAAAGCUAACCUGGCAAUGGUAAAUAAUCUUGGAAAGGCGGAAUCUAAUUAGCUGACAGAUUCUGAUUGGCUGCUGACGCUCCAUGCUCUUUUCAGCUUUUUUUUUUUUAAAUCAGAUAUGGACUAAAUUUGGCAAUUGGUGCCACAAUACCAAGAUGGCUACAUCCACAAUUAUAAUUCAGAUAUGGAGUCUUAUCUUGGUUAGGAGGAAAUAAAUACAUUCUAUUAAUAAUAUAUAUUAAAACUGAUUAAUAUAAGGAAAACAUUAGUGAAAUAGCACCUUCAUAGCAACAAUUUAAACACUUAAAGGCACUCAAACAACUUUGGUUUAAUGAAACAGUUUUGGUGCAUAGAUCAUGUCCCUGCAGUCUCACUGCUCACUUCUCUGCUGUUUUAGAGUUAAAUCACUUUGGUUAUGCAGCCCCAUGCACACCUCCCUGCAUGUCACUCUCACAACCUUCCUAAAUUGUAGAGAGAAAUCUAAUGUUUAAACUUCCUUUAUUGCACAGUCUGUUUAAUUUAGAAUUUAACAUCUCCUGCUCUGUUAAUUGCCUUCUAAACCCUGCAUGAACCUGUUGUGUUUGAUCAAAGUUCAAUUUAUAGAGCAGGAUAUUUUUUUUUUUAUGCAGGCUAUGUGAGUCACAGUCAGGGGAGGUGUGUCUAGGGCUGCAUGUUCAGAAACAAAAUAAUUUAACUCCUAAAUGGCAAAGAAUUGAGCAGUGAGACAGUAGGGACAUGAUCUAUAUACUAAAACUGCUUCAUAAGCUAAAAUUGUCUUGAUGCCUAUGAUAUCCCGCUUGCUUUAUGUAUUUUGGAGUAUUCCGAAUAAGCAAUACAAUUUAAAAAUAUUUUUUUUAUCUUGCAUUUUCAGCUUCUUCAGAUAUAAGUGAUCAAACUGUAGAUGACGUUGAAACUAUUCCAGACCAAACUAAAUUAGUACCAGAUCAUGAAGCAUCAACUAAUGGCAUCCCACCAGAAGAAGAGCAAGUGGAAGCCAUAGAAGCGGUGGAAUUGGAAGCCUCUGAGCCAGCAGAUGAAACCAGCACUGCUCCAGAAAAUGACAAAACAUUAGAACAAACAGACCAGUCCACAGAAGUGCAGGAAAAUCACGACAAUGUAUUAGUUGAAGGUAAAUUGUCUACCACACAUAAUACUAAAAAUCUUCUUUCUUUUUGAAUAGUUUUUUAAAUAUCGGGACCCAUAUGUCGGUACUCAUGCGAUUCUAUGUGUUCUUCAUUGUUAGAAACAGGCAGGUCAAACUCUGUAUGUGCAGUGUUACAGACUUCAGGCACCAUGACCACUUCAAAUCACUGAUGUUUAGCAAAAUGAUUUGUAAUGUUCGUUAUAUUACGCUACAACAAAGGAUCAUAGCUUGUUAAGUGAAUGCCUUGUACAUAGUUUGAGAAGAGAAGAGCAAGGACCAGUGCUUUAUAUGAUUUAUUGAUGCCAUAUAGUUAUGUAUUUUAUAUACACUUAAAGAGUUUUGCUUUGAUAUUGGCAGGUGAGCUUACACUUUAAUGCCCAUUGCAGUAAUAUUGAUAACUCUGUUAAAUAAAUGGACAGGCAUUUGGGAAAGCGCACAGAUAAGUUUGUUUUUUAAUAUCCCACUUUACUUACCAUAGCAUUAAUACAUUUAAGGACAGUUACAGUUAUAUAGUGUUUAUAUGUAAUAGCGGACCCAGAGCGGAAAACAGACCAGGGAUGGUAUUUAGCCUAGAUGAUUUUCUUGUGUUACGCUUUGGUAGAUAGAGACGUUUUCUGUUUGUAUACUGAUUUGUUUACUGGAUUGUGUUAACUUUGCACCCGCCAUGGUCAAUAUAUUGUUACAUUAGAACAUUAUACGACCUGUAUUUCUGUGUAUAAACUUGACUAUACUAAUUACAUCUCCAUGGUGACCGUGUUCAGGUGAGAUUGAAGAAGCAGUGGAAGCCAAGAUGCAUGAAGAGACAGUGGACGAAGGGGGAGAGACAAAGGACGAGGAAACCGGACACUCAGUGGAUGCGGCAGAGCCAGAGAUCAGUACGUUAACUGGGGAAUGAAAGACAAUUUCAUUAUCACUCAGGUGACACAAAUGUUGUGGUUCUCUUAAUGAGCGGAUCUUUCAAUGGAAUACUCCUGUUACUCAUGUCAGUAGUAAUGUGAAGAGAUAUACUCAUAUGUUCAACGUUUUACAGUUAAAGGUCUUUACAACCUGCAUCUAGUUGCGUAGCUUAGAAGAGCGGGUAUGAAUAGGGAUGAUCAUGUUUAUGGUACUCACAAUCCAGUUCACAUUGUUUUUUUAAUGAGUGCUUAAUGAUUUAGUAAUUCACAACUCCACUAAUUGCUAAUCGCGCAUAUUUGAGCAAAAGUAAUUUAGAUUUAAAAGCCAGACUUAAAAAAAAAAAAAAAAUGUAAAUGAAAAAUAAAUCAAUGCAUAGGAUAAAGAUAAAAUAAUAAUAAGAUAUUAUAAAGUUAGUAAUUAAAUACUUAAACUAUAUUAUUAGUGUAAAGAUACUCUAUGCCUUCCAUGGAUUUCGGCUCUAUUUAAUGAUUUGCGUUUUAUGUUCAUGACCUUUGCUGUGGUUCAGUAAUUAAUACACUUGUGGACAAAUGCAUUUCAGGUGGGUCGAUUCAUUCAAAUUCCUUCUCAAUGCUUUCCUAUGGACGCUGGCAUCGUCUCACUGUGAAAAUCACAGUGAGAAGCUCGGGAAGCUCCUCUAGCGGCUGUCAAUGAGACAGCCACUAGAGGCUGGAUUAACCCAUAUGUAAACAUAGCAGUUUCUUUGAAACUGCUAUGUUUACAGCAGGCAGGGUUAAACCUAGCUGGACCUGGCACCCAGACCACUUCAUUGAGCUGAAGUGGUCUGGGUGCCUAUAGUGGUCCUUUAAGAGAAAAUGUAAUUUUAAAAAAAAGAUAGUAUCCAUCAUAAGAAAGAAAAAAAUGUUUAGAGAGAAACCCUGCAGUGCAGCUAAAGAGACACUUUAAGCAUCACUGGUUUGAUCUAAAAUAAAAUCAAUAAUCAACUUUCUGAAGUUGAUCAAAGAACUCCCACCAUAACCAUACCCAUAUUAAGAAUAGCAGACAUGUUGUAUGUUUUUUUUUCUAAUUUGAUAAUAAUAAUAACAAUAUGAUUUUAUAAUUUAAUUCACUGUGUUUUGUCUCUCAUAGGUGCUAGUAACCUGGAAGAAUAAAGCCUUUUAUCGACAAAUGCUCAACGACAUGAACAAUUUUGUACAGCUGGGAGUGUUAUUUUUUUGGGGGUAAUAAAUCUGAAAAAGGUCUGUUGAAUUGUACACAUAGAUGCCCUGACCUCUUGUACCAAGUCACAUUGCCAAGCCUUUAGCCAGUAGACUGAGGACCUCUACCACACUAUAUUGUUGUGCCUUAUCAACAAAUUCAGUGUAAAUUCCCAAAAGCAACUAAACGUGUGUGAGCUCUACUUCUUGCUUAUGAUGAGACGAAGAUGGAGAUGAAUUCUUCUCUUGAGACGGAUUCCAUAUAAAACCUGAAAUGUAUCAUGGCUUCUUUUUUUUCUUGUCUUCUUCAUGGGGUUGGUCAUCUGGAUUUCACAAAUAAUGCUUUUUAGCCAUAAAUUAUUUGUAAUAUAUAACCGUCUAGAACUUUGGUGAUUCGCACUGUCUGCAAAACCUUCCAGAAUAAAGUCAUUUGUCCUGUCAUUUUAAUGUAAUCUGGUAAUUUCUUUAUACAAAUCUGGACAUUUAAUGUUCUAUCAGAUUAGCCCUUUAUUACCCAUAAAGGUGGACAAGCUAAGUCAGAAAUGUUUCCUAUAACCUCUAGCAACUCAAUUCUUAGCUAGUAUAAGUUAAUAUGCUA